CCGGAAGCGGAAGUGACGGCAGAAGCGCGGCGGCGCGAUGGCGGCGGCGGUGCUGGCGGCUGCGCGGCUGCUGCGUGGCGCGGGGGCCGGAGGCUCGCGGCCCAGGUUUGGACCCCCUGCAUACAGACAGUUUAGUAGCGGAGGCGCCUAUCCCAGCAUCCCUCUUUCUUCUCCCUUACCUGGAGUACCCAAGCCUGUUUUUGCUGCAGUUGAUGGACAGGAAAAAUUCGAAACCAAAGUUACCAGGCUGGAUAAUGGGCUUCAAGUGGCAUCUCAAAAUAAGUUUGGACAGUUUUGUACAGUAGGAAUUCUUGUCAACUCAGGAUCAAGAUAUGAAGCGAAGUAUCUUAGCGGAAUUGCUCACUUUUUGGAAAAAUUGGCAUUUUCGUCUACUGCUCGAUUUGACAGCAAAGAUGAAAUUCUGCUUACUUUGGAAAAGCAUGGGGGUAUCUGUGACUGCCAGACCUCAAGAGAUACCACCAUGUAUGCUGUGUCUGCUGACAGUAAAGGCCUGGACACUGUGGUUGGCUUGCUGGCUGAGGUGACUCUGCACCCCCGCCUGACAGAUGAAGAAAUAGAGAUGACACGGAUGGCUGUCCAGUUUGAGCUGGAGGACCUGAACAUGCGACCUGACCCUGAGCCGCUUCUCACUGAGAUGAUUCACGAAGCUGCUUACAGGGGGAACACCGUGGGCCUCCACCGUUUCUGCCCCAUAGAGAACAUACCCAAGAUUAACCAGGAAGUGCUCCAUUCCUACCUAAGGAACUACUAUACCCCCGACCGCAUGGUGCUGGCUGGAGUUGGUGUCGAGCAUGAGCAUUUGGUGGAAUGUGCUGAAAAAUACCUACUGGGAGCCCAGCCAGCCUGGGGGAGUGCGGGGGCUGUGGACAUUGACAGAUCUGUGGCGCAGUACACCGGGGGCAUUGUCAAGCUAGAGAGAGACAUGUCCAAUGUCAGCCUUGGCCCAACCCCCAUCCCAGAGCUCACACACAUCAUGGUGGGGCUUGAGAGCUGCUCCUUCCUGGAGGAGGAUUUUAUCCCUUUUGCUGUGCUGAACAUGAUGAUGGGAGGAGGGGGCUCCUUCUCGGCUGGCGGGCCCGGCAAGGGCAUGUUCUCCAGGCUCUACCUCAACGUGCUCAACAGGCACCACUGGAUGUACAAUGCGACCUCCUACCACCACAGCUAUGAAGACACUGGCCUCUUGUGCAUUCACGCUAGCGCUGAUCCGAGACAGGUUCGGGAAAUGGUAGAAAUCAUCACAAAGGAAUUUAUUUUGAUGGGCGGGACUGUGGAUACGGUGGAGCUGGAGCGGGCCAAGACACAGCUGAUGUCAAUGCUAAUGAUGAACCUGGAGUCCAGGCCUGUCAUCUUUGAGGACGUGGGGAGGCAGGUGCUGGCCACACAGUCCAGAAAGCUGCCCCAGGAGCUGUGCAUGCUCAUCCCUGGCACCUCAACCCAUGACCCAACCUGGAAGGAGUGGUCAUCAGGUGGGUUUUUGAAGAGGACCGAUGGCUGCAAAGUGCCAGGGGAACAACGUGCCGUGUGUAGUGACUGCCCAGGCAACGUGAAGCCAGACGACAUCCAGAGGGUUGCAUCUAAGAUGCUGCGUGGGAAACCUGCCGUGGCCGCCCUUGGGGAUUUGACCAACCUGCCCACUUACGAGCACAUCCAGGUGGCGUUGUCCAGCAGAGAUGGGCGCUUGCCACGGACAUACCGGCUCUUCCGGUAGAGCCCCUCCAGAAGCAAGCCUCAGAGACCCCAGCUGCUGGGAGGUGUUUCCACGUGAAUUGCUUUGCUUGUGAACUCAGUGGAGACGUGUCUGGUUCUGAGAGCAGUGUGAACUAUGGGACUAUGAAUCCUGAGUGUCACAGCCACAACAGCAGCCACAGCACCCGUGGGGUCGGAAUUUGCCAGUUGGGAAUAAAUGCAACCUUCAUUUCCCAAGCCAAAAGGCAGGCAGGCAUGGGAGUGGAGCCUGCCCACACAGCAGGCACACUGAGCAACCUGAGCAGAAGCAGUUGAGCCUGUUCCUGCUAAUAAAAUGGUGACCAUCUUACCAUGCUGCUGUCCUUUACCCUCCAGUGCAGGAGGGCUGGGAAAGUGUGUCUUUGGUGACCUUGCUCCCUGAGCAUCACCUGGUCUCACCCAGUAUCUCAAAGCUCUUGCCCCAGGAUGUCAAGUGAGUACAGGGCCAGGGCUGCUUGAGCUCGAGGGGGCUGGUGGUGACUGGCAGCAGGCUCAGGUGGGACGGCACUGCAGUGGGCCACUGUGUGGGUCCCAGCAGUCCCCAGGUGGUCUGAGCACAGCCCUCUUGCAGUCAGGUGGAGGGACCGCAUGGUCAGGAAGUCAAGCUUCUGAGCGUGCUGCUGCUUUAAUUCUUACUGUGAUCACUACAUUUUGAACACUCUGGGCAUCCAGUGGAAGGGUCUGCUUGAUGCCUACUGAUUGGUACCCAGUCUGUGGGAACUGGAGCCGGAGGAUGCCCAGCAGGCUGCCGAGGUAAUUUACCACGCUGGAAGGACGUCACUGCGGGUUCCCUGAGUGCCUAGGGCAGAGCGGGAACUCAGACCCCAAGGCUCUGCUCAGGUGCAGACCCAGGUCGUCCACUGCCACACAAUGUCCACACAUACUGGGAGCUCCUAACCACGCACCUGCCAGGCUUCUCUCCUCAGCGUCUCCCUUCCCAUCCCCUCCUCCCCAGCCUUCCUGGCCAUACCCGUUUUCUGCUUUCUUCUCUUUGCCUUGCCCCUCAGAGUCACCUUCGUGGACACUUCCCAGGGUAGGCUGUGUGGUCCUGAACUCUGAGAACCCUGGUGACCAGUGGUGGGGCUGGCUACUGCUGGACUCUUGUUAAAGGAAUGUGUGUGUGUGUGUGAGAGUGAACAAGAGCUAUUUAAAAAUCACCCUCAUGCCUGGUCCUUACUUGGUUCUUUAUGAAGCUUAUUUUCCAUAGAUUUACCAGCUUCAUCUGCAUUUGAGUUUUAGACUCAUUUGCCAAGUGAAAUGUUCUAAAUGUCAUGGCUGGUGCCAGGUUCAUCACUGCACUCUUGACCCCUGACCUUGUUAGAUGUGUAACCUGCGAGACUCAGCACUCUCCAACUCGGGCCAGACUAAGAGUCUCCAGGGGCACAUUGAAGUCUGUUCCAUGGUUUGGGUCAGAAACUGCCGAGAAAAAGCUCUAAAGCCUUACUCCAAGGUUGUUUCCACAGAAUCUUGCAAAGAAAUUUCAGUUCAUCGAUUUGGAACUUGACACACUAAUUCGAGCAAAAUACACAUGCAGACCAUCGAGUGUUUAUUGAAGUAGUGGCAUGGCAGGGCCCCUGGGGUUUCCCCCCCUUUAUCAGAAACAUUGGUACGUUGCUUUAAAGUUUAUAUCCCGUAUUUUGGAAGCCCAUACUAAUAGAAGUUUUAGCAUUUGUUGGACUUGCUCGUCGUUUUCAGCACGGUUCACUUGAGUCUUCACGUCACCUCUGGCCAGCAGCAGGAACGCUCAGCAGGGACUGGGACAAGACCGUCACAGUUGAGAGCUGAGUCCAGACUUCCUGCCUUUGUGUUCCAUGGCCUUUUAAAACAAGAAUAUUGUAAGAACAGGGUGUGCAUAUACUUUCUUUCCAACAUGCAGUUUUGGGCCAGAAAGUUUUUAAGAUUCAAUAUAUGCAUUUAUUUAAAAAUAUAAAUAUGGAAAAAUAAAUAAUUUAAAGACUAGAGU
Messenger RNA from Sciurus carolinensis (gray squirrel), 3709 nucleotides. It is a transcript of the gene Pmpca, whose product is annotated as peptidase, mitochondrial processing subunit alpha. Lineage: Eukaryota; Metazoa; Chordata; Mammalia; Rodentia; Sciuridae. Gene Ontology annotation, molecular function: metalloendopeptidase activity; metal ion binding. Bases 38 to 1729 code for a protein of 563 amino acids. Gene Ontology annotation, cellular component: mitochondrion. The record is from RefSeq and is a predicted model, not a curated record. The transcript is spliced from 14 exons.